This is a messenger RNA of Coniosporium apollinis CBS 100218, 2376 nucleotides long. RefSeq lists its product as uncharacterized. Bases 1 to 2376 code for a protein of 791 amino acids. NCBI's taxonomy places the organism in Eukaryota, Fungi, Ascomycota, Dothideomycetes. The transcript is spliced from 2 exons. The record is from RefSeq and is a predicted model, not a curated record.
AUGAAAGAUGGGGCAGACACGGAUCAGACUGUCGCCAACAAGGACAUCCUGGAGUCCAACCCGACCUCGCAGCACACAGCGCUAGAAACCGAUGCACCUUCUAAAUCAUCCUCCACCGCCCACUCCUGGCUCAAUGGCCUGCGCAGACCAAAAUCAGCACCGGGACCGCGUUGGCCAGCUUUCAGGACGCGCUCACACCUCUCCGAGGACGAAGCGAAAAGAGACUCAGGCCUCGCAACCUCGAUAUCAACAUUGGGCAGGGAGUCUGUUGCGGAGAGCGUAUACGACGGGUCUGUCGUAAGCAAGGUCCCUAGCCUACCGACCGUCACCGUCAACAACGAAACACUGCCGCAGGCAUCCAAAGCAGCAGACGCGCACGAGCGAGAAGCAUUCACCCCACAAUCGCUGCCGGAAGACUCCAUACGCCAAGAUCAGACUGGGUCGUUUCAUAGAAUAAGCACUCCUAUACCGACAGGGAGCUUCGAUGAUCUAUCCUCGCCGGACAAUAUAGAGUUCUCGCAUAGGGGCAGUAUGCUGUGGGGGGGCAAGAAGGCAGCUGCGGCUGUCGGCGCGAAGAACGGGCACGAUCAGAGUCCCGAAAAAGCUGCGGAAACAUCCUCGCCAGUUGUGGGGAAGGUGGGUAGUCAGCGGGGGCGUAUACUCUCUACUCGAGUAUUGUCACCAGACGAGAAGAUGCUGUCUAAGAAGGUGCGCUCGAUGUACGAACAUGGAGAUGAAAAAGCAGGCGAGGGAGUCAGCCAACUGGGUUCCCCAGCGCUCGAAAUUUCAGAACCACCCCUACUUGGCAACGAGAGCAUCUCCCCGUCGCCGACGCCUGAUGCUUCAAGUCUACCCGCGCAACGACUCCGUCCAACUGAAUCACCAGGCUCAAAGGGUUCCAGGACCGUGGACAACCGGCGAAUCAGUCAGAUCAUCAAAGAGCCGCACGAGACAGCAGGAGGCAUUGAAGACUGGGCAGACGUAGAAGGCGGAGACGUCGACCGCUACGGAUUCAUCGUGCCCAAGAAGGUCUCUUCACGUGAUUCAUCAAGCAAGUCGUUCGCCGCACACGAAAGACCAGGUCUCGCACGGACAUCGACAGCACUCCAACUGGCGUCUGACACUCCUCGACGGAAACGAACUCUCCGACGGACCCCUUCCAACCCCAAAUCUGCACGAUCUACUAAGACGAACCCUCCGCCGAGGCGGAAGUCCUCACACCGUUCGCUUGACCAAACCGGCUCGGUGUACUCUAAUCUAAGCAACACCUCACGUAGCCGGCGUUCGCUUCGCCACGCUGCAAACCGCCUACCUCACAACAAAGACAGAAGAUGGAUGGACGAAGCCAGCGACAUGCUCACACUUCCCCCUGGUCUAGCCGACAUCGCCGAGCAAGAGGAUGGCGGAAGAGCCGCCAUGGCAAUGAAGAAGAAAGAGUGGGAGCGCGAGGAGAAAUGGAGAAAGAUGGGCAAGCUCAAGCCGAAGAGCGGAAGAGGCGGAGGCAUGAUCUUCGACUUCGACACCAAAGACCCAAAAGUGAUAUCGCGGGCAUGGAAAGGCAUUCCAGACCGCUGGAGAUCCAUGGCCUGGCAUUCAUUCCUGUCGGCAAGCGCCAGAGAAGCCAAGGGCAGUCCGUCUGAGGAAGAGCUUGUGCAGGCCUUCUACGAGCUCCAAGAGGUGGAUUCAGCAGAUGACGUGCAAAUUGAUGUCGAUGUCCCGAGGACGAUCAGCAGCCACAUCAUGUUCAGGCGGCGGUAUCGCGGAGGCCAGCGGCUUUUAUUCCGCGUGCUGCACGCGAUGUCCUUGUAUCUGCCCGAUACGGGCUAUGUUCAGGGCAUGGCUACGCUGGCUGCAACGCUUCUGUGCUAUUUCGACGAGGAGACGGCGUUCGUGAUGCUGGUCCGCCUCUGGCAGCUUCGCGGUCUAGAACGCCUUUACCAAUCCGGCUUCGAUGGACUGAUGGAGGCGCUGAACGACUUCGAAAAGAAUUGGCUUGCCGGGGGAGACGUCGCGCAGAAAUUGGACGAAUUGGGUAUCACAUCGACAGCGUACGGCACGCGCUGGUACCUGACCCUUUUCAACUACUCCAUCCCCUUCCCAGCGCAGCUCCGCGUCUGGGACGUCUUCAUGCUUCUAGGCGACGCCUCGAACGCAAGCCCCGGCUCUCCGCCGUCGUUCGGCGCCGAUCUAGACGUGCUGCACGCGACCUCGGCCGCUUUGAUUGAUGCCACGCGAGAGAUCCUGCUGGAUUCGGACUUUGAGAACGCCAUGAAGGUGCUGACCUCGUGGAUCCCGGUCAAAGAUGAAGAUCUGCUGAUGAAGGUGGCGAAAGCGGAGUGGAAGCAGCGGAAGAGGAGGGCUAGGGCUGCGACGUAG